Centruroides sculpturatus (bark scorpion) is the source of this 973-nucleotide messenger RNA. RefSeq lists its product as uncharacterized. The transcript is spliced from 8 exons. The record is from RefSeq and is a predicted model, not a curated record. NCBI's taxonomy places the organism in Eukaryota, Metazoa, Arthropoda, Arachnida, Scorpiones, Buthidae. The coding region runs from base 63 to 731 and encodes 222 amino acids.
UUGCGCUGUUUUAAUUUUUCGUACAGACAUAUAUAUAUAUACACACACACACGUGUAAUCUCAUGGUAAUGUGGAAGAAAAUUAUCUAUCAAUUGACGUAUACAGGAUUAACCUUAAUUUUCAUCUGUAAAAGAGUACAGAAUUAUAAUUCAAGAUGUCCACCGAUUACAGUAAAGGAUGUCACUUUUAACUUAACCGAAAAUAAAUACAAAUGCCCUUAUGGAAAUUAUUACUUAUUUGGAAAUGAAACGUUAAUAUGCCAAGAGGAUGGAAGUUGGAAAGGUGAAGUGCCGUAUUGUGCUAACUCAAUUUAUGCGGAGAUAUGGAAAGAUGAUCAUGAUAUAACGGAAAGUUUAAACGAAAAUAAAUGCGUAGGAGCCGGUACGGAUGUACCUUGGAAAAUUAAAUUAUUCGAAAAAUCUUUUUCCGCUAUUAGAAUAGUGUUUAAAGCAUACACAAGCUAUAUAGGAUGUCCUAUCGUGUUUCUAUUUGUUAACAACAAUAGACAUGAAGAACGACAUAAGACUAGUUCUGAUCGUAUGGUUACACAAUUUACGUACGAAUUUAAAAACGACAUGACAGGAAAUAUUAAAUUUUACUUAAGUCAAGAUUCGUGGCACAAAUUUCAAGUAUGUGGAAUCUAUAUUUAUUCAAAGUCAAGAGUAAAAUGUCCCAUUGCUCCAAUAAAUCUACCAAAUGGAUAUAUUCUCCUUCAAAUGUUAAUUCGUUAAACUAUGGAGAACACGUGUCAUUUAACUGCAAUGAGGGUUUUCAAAUGAACGGAUAUCGAUAUCUUUAUUGUGGAGUGACAAAUAUAUCCACCCAAAUACCUCAGUGUCAACAAGGGAUCCAAUGCAAAAAUUCUCCGAUGAAUAUAUUAAAUGGUAUGUGGGAAAAUUGGAAUGGCACUAAACGUUACUUUUAUGAACACGAAAUUCGUCUUAUUUGUCAUCCUGGUUAUAAAUUAAGUGCC